CGCUUAGGCGUGGCGAUUGACGUUUUUCUUUUCCACCAACGAGAAAACCUUUCUUUUAGAGGACAGCCAUUUACCACGAAAGGAACUUUUUACAUCGUGGUACGAUUAUAUACUCUAAUUAUACAGUAGAUGGCAACAAUGUCUCGAGACUAUGGACACGGCUCUUUUGGAGGACCCCGUGGAGGAUCUUAUGACCCACCAUUUGGCAUGGAAGGUGGUGGCAGGUUUGGACCUUAUGAGUCUUACGACUCCAGGUCUUCAAUGGGUGGGCGAGAUCUGUACAGAUCUGGCUAUGAGUUUAGUGAACCAGAACAAAGUCGCUUCGGAGGUAGUUAUGGUGAUCGAUAUGACAACUCCUACCGGCAGAGCGUUGACUCUUUUGGAGGUAGAAACCAGGGCGGGUCUAGCUGGGACUCUUCAUUCUCCCGUUCAAAUAUGAGGCCCGGGGCUUUCGAUGAUGGAGGAAGAGACAGUUACUCUUCCUUCGGCAACUUUCCUUCACCCCAUAUGAAGCCUGCACCAGUAGGCUCUCGGGGGAGGGGACCAUCCGCUUUUCCUGAAAGCGCAUUUGGAGGCAGAAACUUUGAUGCUCUUGGAGGACCACCAGCAGGCAGAGGUCGAGGCCGUGGAUCCAUGGGGUACCCCAGUAGUAUGCGUGCUAGAGGUAUUGUUGUAGACUACAAAAAUCGUGGUCCUCAGCCUCUAGUUGGAAGAGGAGGAAUAAAAAGAAAGUUUGGACCAGCUGCUGUGGCUGCUGGUAAAAAAACAAAACUCUCUCAGGGUGGGACCGCAGCAACAAAAGCAGAAAAUGAUGAAGAGGAGGAGAAGAAGAGAAUUGAAGCCAGAAGGGAAAAACAGAGGCGCAGACGUGAGAAGAACAGCGAAAAGUAUGGAGAUGGGUACAGCAGGAUGGCAUACACAUGUUCAUUUUGCAAGUUUCGAUCAUUUGAAGAAAAAGAUAUUGUUGAACAUUUGGACAGCGAGACCCACCAGGCAACAUUAGAUCACAUUCAGAAGCAGACAAAGUUUGAGAAGGUUGUGAUGGAGUUUUUACAUGCUUGUAUGGUGAAUAAAUAUAAGAAGACUUCUUUGCGAAAAGUACAAGCACAAACUCCCCAGAAUGAAGAUGGAAAGCCACAAGAAAAGGAUGUGAUGGAAGGUGUUACACCAGAAGACCAUAUGAUAAAAGUGGAUACUGUGCAUUGUAGUCCAUGCAAUGCCUACAUUCCAGCACUGCCAAGUUCUGUGCAGCAACAUUUGAGGUCCGCGGACCACACUAAGAAUAAGCGUGAAUACAAAGAACAAAUUAAGAGGGAAAGUGUUUUAACUGCUACAAGCAUUUUGAAUAACCCUAUUGUAAAAACACGUUUUGAAAUGUUUGCUAAGGGUGAGAAUCCAUUUGAAAAUCCAGAACAAACUGAGCAGCAAGCUGAUGGUGAAGCUCAGGCCGAUGCUGAUGGUGAAGGUGAGGCUGAAGAGGCUGAUGAGGCAUUGGAAGAAGGUGAUGGAGAAGAGGAUGAAGGGGGAGAGGCUGCAGCAAAUGAUGUUGACCAGUUUACAACAGAUGACGUUGACCAGAGUUUUGAAAACUGAACCAUUUUUUUUCAAAAUGUGAUUGUUCUUAGUAUCUUGCAGUUAAAACAUUUUUAUAAUGGGUGUCUCUUUUUGCAUGCAUUCGUUGUAGAAUUUUUUGCAAAAUUUACCAUCACUACUUAGCGGCAAUACACCUAUUGUGUACAUAUAUAAGGGGGCUAUUUAAUUUGAGCUAGUUUCUGUAUAUUUUCUAUUAAUGCCAUGAUUUUAAAUGUAAAACUGUUGUGCUGUAAAAUGAGUGUUCUGUAAAAUUUGGUUAUUUGCACCAGUACUCUGUGCCAUAUGAUUUUUUUUAAAUAUGUGACUAGUUAAGUUGAUAAUGCAGACCUGCUGUGUGAAACCGUUUGUGAGGUUAAAUGGAUAAUACGCGAGCCACUGUGAUAAAUGCUGUAACCUUUUUUCUAGGUGAACUUUAUACCAAUAAAACAUUUUUUUUAGAAA
Protopterus annectens (West African lungfish) is the source of this 2034-nucleotide messenger RNA. RefSeq names its product zinc finger protein 326 (gene ZNF326). Gene Ontology annotation, molecular function: DNA binding. The transcript is spliced from 10 exons. The record is from RefSeq and is a predicted model, not a curated record. Gene Ontology annotation, cellular component: nucleus; DBIRD complex. Bases 130 to 1593 code for a protein of 487 amino acids. Gene Ontology annotation, biological process: regulation of DNA-templated transcription elongation. NCBI's taxonomy places the organism in Eukaryota, Metazoa, Chordata, Ceratodontiformes, Protopteridae.